AUGGAUCCUUCAGAAGCUAGUCUAGAUGGAAUUGAGGCACAGAGGUCAACGGACGUGUCUCAUGACCAACGCAACCGAAGAUACUUCCUCAUGAACCUGAUGAAUAACGGUGAAAGCCAAAAAAGAGCAUGCACACCGCUACCUAAGGAGUCUGUCCCUGAGUUUUUAACCAAUCUCAGACUCUCUGAUCUUUAUAACCUUCCCGGUGAAUCUGUGGCCAUGAAAUCAGAGAUGUUUAGUGCCAUGCGAGCCGGGAACAUAGAGUUUCUGGAGAAGAUGAAACGGUAUGAAACACCAAUGGCAUGCUUCAAGAACAAGGAGGGAGAUUCCAUUCUCCACCUUGCUGCUUCUUAUGGUCAUCUUGAGCUAGUGAAAGGCAUAGUCUCUGAAUGUCCAUCUCUUUUAUUGGAGCCAAAUUGGGAGGAUCGGAUUCCGCUUCAUGUGGCGGCUCGUGCUGGCCAUUUAGCAGUUGUUGAGACACUUGUUUUGUCGGUAACAUGUCUUUCAGCUAAGCUAUCGUCGGAGGAAGAGAGGGAGAGGUUGAAUCUCUAUGUUCUCAAGGAUAAAGAUGGAGAUACGCCUCUACACUUAGCCCUGAAAGACCUCCAUGAAAAAACAGAGGUAUUGAUUCUUUUGAUGUAUCAGCAUCGCACUAGGAACCAAUCUAUUUCACACUUUGUCAUGCAUCAACGACGUAUCAGAUGCAGUUCAUAUACUGGAACAUCAGCACUAAUGAAGACAGCUGCUUGUCUAGUGAAUGCAAACCAACGUGUUUCAUUUAUUGCAAAUAAGGAUGGAAUAUCACCCAUGUAUCUGGCAGUUUUAGCUGGUAAUGUGUCCCUUGUGAAUUCAAUGUUGAAACAUCCUUCUCAUAAUAACAUCCAAGGCUUGGCCUCACAAUUAGAAGGGAGAAAAUCACUUGUUCAUGCAGCUCUAAAGGCCAAGAAUACAGAUGUUCUUGAAGUUAUUCUCAGUGAAGACCCGGGCCUUGUCAAUGAGCGAGAUGAAAAAGGAAGAACUUGUCUUUCAGUUGGAGCAUCUGUAGGGUUUUAUAAAGGAGUAUACAAGCUAUUAGACCAUUCAACCUCAACCGUCUUUGAAUGCAACGAUGAUGGUUCCUUUCCCAUUCAUAUAGCAGUGGAAAAAGGUCAUGUGGAUGUUGUUAAAGAGAUUAUAAAACGUUGUCCGGACUCAGUAGAGCAACUUAACAGAGAUGGUCAGAACGUUCUUCACAUUGCAGCAAAGAGUGGGAAAGCUGCAUCUUUUCUGAUGGGUUAUAUCAAGAGACUUGGUGGUACAAAGAACCAUCUUAUCAAGGAGCAAGAUGUGAACGGGAAUACGCCUUUGCACCUAGCCACCAUAAACUGGCGACCUCGAACUUGCUUUGCUAUGACCAACUCAAAGAUACUUAAUAUUCAGAACAAAGAUGGUUUGAGACCUCUGGAUAUUGCAGAGAUAAACCUGCAGCCUGAUUAUGUUUUGCGAGAGAGGAUGACAUUGAUGGUCUUGCUAUGUGUUUAUGAACCAAGAGGUGUUACUUGGCGUCCAACAAGUGGGAUGACUUUAAGAAGCAGAUCAGAGACUCUUAGUGGUUAUGGUGAAAAAUACAAAGACCGUGUCAACGUACUUCUACUAGUGGCAGCUCUUGUUGCAACCAUAACGUACGCUGCAGGUUUUACUAUGCCAGGUGGGUUUAACACCUCUGCUCCAAACUUGGGCAUGGCUGUUUUGAUCGAUGACCGCACUUUCUCAAACUUUCUGGUAUGUGACACCUUGGCAAUGCAAUGCUCCGUUAUAGCAAUAGUUGCUCUUAUCUGGGCACAGUUGGGAGAUCAAGAACUCGCGCACAGAGCUUUUCAUUUGGCUUUGCCUUCACUCUUCUUUGCUCUAUUCUUCAUGUCUUCAGCAUUCAUUUAUGGAGUCAAUGCUGCAGUAAAAGAAAACACCGUGCUUGAUGACAAGAUACAUAUUAUAUCUGCAACCUUCUGUAAUGUGAUGCUUGUCCUCCUCGGACCUUACGUUAUCCCACAGGUCUAUGGCAUUCCUUUUGUUCAAGAUCUAACCAGUCUUUAUCUCUAUAUUCUUUUGUGGUUUGUUAGUGAAGACGAUGAUGACAUCUCCAUUUUUUUGAAGAGGGAGUCAAUGGGAUCCUCAAGCCGGGAUCAAGUUGAAAAUUGUUAAAAUCGUCUUAAGGGAGAUAUAUCAAAAAAGCCUUAUUUCAAUAUUGGAACGCAUCUUUAUCUGUAAUAUGGAUCCACUGCUUUUCUUUAAUAAAACAUGUUGCAAAGUUUUUUUCUGAUUAUUUUAAGACUACU
Molecule: messenger RNA, 2315 nt
Organism: Raphanus sativus (radish)
Lineage: Eukaryota; Viridiplantae; Streptophyta; Magnoliopsida; Brassicales; Brassicaceae
Product: protein ACCELERATED CELL DEATH 6-like
Exons: 4
Coding region: 1-2181 (726 amino acids)
Cellular component (GO): plasma membrane
Molecular function (GO): protein phosphatase regulator activity; protein phosphatase 1 binding
Source: RefSeq, a predicted model, not a curated record